GGUCCGCCUUCCCCGCUCGGGCUCUCUCGGCUGGGCGGCUGCGGCAGGAGGGAGCCCGGCCUUGGGGCUGCCCCAGCAAGGGCGGCGAGGAGCACCGGAGGCUCCAGCCGGACGCGGCUCGCGAGGAGGAGGAAGAAGAGGAGGAGGAGGAAGGCCGGGAGGAGCGCUCCGACGACCCCCCCCCCCGGAGCAGCCGGGAUUCUCCGCGGGGGGGCAGCCAAGGCCUGAUGGACAUCUGACGGCUCUCUGGUGACCACGCUGGGAAGAGUAUGGUCAAACACCAACCUCUACAGUACUACGAGCCGCAGCUAUGUUUGUCGUGUCUGACCGGAAUUUACGGUUGCCGUUGGAAACGAUACCAGCGGUCACAUGAUGACACCACGAAGUGGGAACGCCUCUGGUUCUUCAUCCUCACCUUCACUUUCUUCCUGACGCUUAUGUGGUUUUAUUUCUGGUGGGAAGUUCACAAUGACUACAAUGAAAUCAACUGGUUUUUAUACAAUAAAACGGGAUAUUGGAGUGACUGGUCUGUUCCGAUCUUGGUGUCGACAACGGCCGGUUUAACGUACGUCACACUCUUGUUGAUUUUAGCACUAUGUCACAUAGCAGUCGGGCAGCAGCUGAACCUACACUGGAUACACAAGAUUGGGUUGAUAACCACCUUUAUAGCGACUCUCAUCACGAUGUGUUCAAUAGCUCAACUCUGGGAUGAUGAAUGGGACAUGGUCAUAAUAUCGUUACAGGCCACAGCCCCCUUUCUGCACAUCGGAGCCCUGGUGGUUGUCACCGCUCUGUCCUGGUUGAUAUCCGGGCUGGUCGGGAGAGCGGAAAGAGCCGGUUCCCAGAUGCUGACGUUCACUGCCUACUUUGCGGUUGUUCUUGGCCUUUACCUUCUGCCCCUCACCAUCUACUCGCCCUGCAUCAUGGAGAGGAAGGAUCUUGGACCCAAACCUACCAUCAUCGGUCACCGGGGCACGCCUAUGCUGGCCCCCGAAAACACUUUGAUGUCCUUCCAGAAGGCAGUGGAGCAGAAAAUUUACGGUGUGCAGGCCGACGUGGUGAUUAGUUAUGAUGGGGUGCCUUUCCUGAUGCACGAUACGACGCUACGGAGGACCACCAAUGUGGAGGAGGUGUUUCCAGAGCUGGCCUCUGAGCACUCUUCCAUGUUCAACUGGACAGACCUGGAGAGUCUGAAUGCCGGCGAGUGGUUCUUCGAGGACGACCCCUUCUGGACCGCCAACUCUCUCUCAGCUUCCGACGCCAAGCAAGCCAGAAACCAGUCGGUUUGUAAGCUGGCAGACAUGCUGGAGUUGGUCAAGGACAAUGCCACCGUCCUCUUGAACCUUCAGAGGGUGCCCUGGGAUCACCCGUUCCACAGCUCCUUCCUCAACAUCACCCUGGAAACUGUUCUCAGUUCGGGCAUUCCGCAGCAGGCUGUGAUGUGGCUGCCGGACACAGAGCGAAAGCUGGUUCAGCAGGUAGCCCCGGGAUUCCAGCAGACCUUUGGCACCAAGGCAGACGCUCAAAAAUUGCGGGAUGAAGGCUUCCGGAAACUGAAUCUGCGGUACACCAAGGUCACCCGUGAAGAUAUCAGGGAGUAUGCAGCUGCCAACCUGAGCGUGAACCUGUACGUUGUGAACGAGCCGUGGCUUUACUCCAUCCUCUGGUGCGCCGGAGUUCAAUCCGUCACCUCUGAUAACUCUCACGCCCUCCGCAGGCUGACUGCUCCUCUCUGGCUCAUGCCUUUGGAUGACUACAAUCUAAUCUGGAUAACAGCCGAUCUCAUUUCAUUUACCGUAAUUGUAGGCGUUUUUAUAUUCCAGAACUAUCACAUAAUCAGGUGGCGCCUGGGCAGCAUCAGGACCUACAAUCCUGAGCAGAUCAUGCUGAGCGCCGCCGUGCGCAGGUCCAGCCGGGACGUCAACAUCAUGAAGGAAAAACUGAUCUUUUCGGAAAUCAACAGCGGAGUGGAGACUACAGACGAGCUGUCGCUGUGCUCCGAGAACGGCUACGCCAACGAAGUUGUCACGCCCAUGGACCACAGAGACGUGAAGCUACGCAUCAACUGAAGGGCAGGAAACCAGUGGACUCUGGGACGCCCUGCUCUCUCUCUCUGGGUGCAAGCGUUCUUCCAGAAGCAGCUGAGGAUCGGAUUCCUCUCCUACCAAACUGUUACCGUAGUGGACUUCCCGAGGGUGGCCUGGUGCCUCUCUGGAGACUGAAGUUGGGUCGGGAUGUGUUUUUUGUAAAUAUGUCCCCUUUUUUGGUCCUUUUUCUUGCGUAUUUGGGGCAGGAGGGUGUACAUAUUCAUAAGGAAGAAGCUGGCGACCGGAAAUGCCGUCUUCUGGCUGGGCCAGCCCACCACAGUUUGGGACGCGGGGGACGAGCCAGCGGGUAGAAGAACCCCCCUUGUAUUCUCCGCUCCUCUCCUCGGUGCAGCGAUUGUUAGCUGAACGUAUUUAAAGAUGUAUGUUGUGAAA
Messenger RNA from Sphaerodactylus townsendi, 2480 nucleotides. RefSeq names its product glycerophosphodiester phosphodiesterase domain containing 5 (gene GDPD5). The coding region runs from base 270 to 2069 and encodes 599 amino acids. NCBI's taxonomy places the organism in Eukaryota, Metazoa, Chordata, Lepidosauria, Squamata, Sphaerodactylidae. Gene Ontology annotation, biological process: lipid metabolic process; positive regulation of neuron differentiation. The transcript is spliced from 17 exons. The record is from RefSeq and is a predicted model, not a curated record. Gene Ontology annotation, cellular component: plasma membrane. Gene Ontology annotation, molecular function: glycerophosphodiester phosphodiesterase activity.